AUGGAGCUCAAGUGCGCCUUAGUGUUAACCUUCGUGGGUGUAGUGGCAUCCAGUCCUUAUAAUAGCUAUGGCGUUAAGGGCGGCGCGGGGGCUAAAGCUAGGAAGCAAACAGGCGCUUCUCAAAGCGGCCUGGAGACUGGUAGUUUCGGGAAUAAUGGAAACGGCAAUCAUCUCAAUGCGGGAUCAGCAGGAACUGGAAACCAUUCGCCUUAUAAUUCGCUGAAUGGAGGUGGAAGUGGAUCACACGCAGGCGCUGGAGCAUACGCAGCUGCCGGGGCUGCAGCUGGCGCAUUCAACUCUGGAAAGAACCAUGACAAUGGUGGACAUAGUGGAUGUGGUGGCGGUUGCGACGGAAGCGGAGGCAAUGGCAGCAGCCCGCAUGGAAACUUGGCGCUAAGUAACAGCGGUGCCGUUGCAUCUGCGAAGAGUCUCGCAGGAGCUACGAGCGGGGCGUACAACCAAGCUGGCAGCUUUGCGAGCAGUUCCGCAAGCGCGCAUGCUUCUGCCGGAUUCCCCACUAAAGGAGGUUACGGAAGAAGAUAACUUUAAUUGCUUCACGAAAAGACUCCAUAUUGGGCAAGCUGUUAAUAAGGCACCCAAGGCCUGUGUGACGACCUGAUUUAAUUUUAAUCAUUAACUACUAUAAUAAUUGUUUAAUCAUUAAGAUAUCUGAAUACGGACUUAUUGUGAUAUUUAAGUUAAAGACUAACCAACUGAGAUUGUAAGCAAUUUGGCAUCUAUUUUUUAUUUAAGAUUAGGAUUAUUUAAUUAUCAAUGUAAAGCGCAUGUUUUAUAUUUUCGUCUAUGGCAAAGUAAAAAUGUCAAUAAAAUACAAGUCUUUGCCACCUCUAGUACAGAACAGAAGUGGCAAAAGCAAGUAUUUUAGAGCAACAGUGUAAUCUUAAAUACUUAAGUGCCUAGACAGUAUUUCGUGUAGGUUUGCCGACCUACCGCCACAUCAAAGAGUAUUAACGCUAUAUUUUAACGUUUAGCCAUAUAGUGUUUUAAGUACAAAAUAAUUUGGAUACUUAGUACGUAGGUAUUUCAAAACUACUUAGAUCAUAAUUAUUCAAUAAAAUGAGUUUUCAAACACCGUUUUA
Molecule: messenger RNA, 1100 nt
Organism: Leguminivora glycinivorella
Lineage: Eukaryota; Metazoa; Arthropoda; Insecta; Lepidoptera; Tortricidae
Gene: Cb10
Product: keratin, type I cytoskeletal 9-like
Exons: 3
Coding region: 1-543 (180 amino acids)
Source: RefSeq, a predicted model, not a curated record